AUGGCCGAACCCAGGAUCACCCUGCAUUCCUUCGAGUGUGCCAUUCGCCGUGGCGAUAGCUUCCCCAGAAUGCACUCUUCUACAUCCGUGGCUUCCUCCUCGCCUACCUCAUUGCCGCCAGCAUCAUGA
This is a messenger RNA of Verticillium alfalfae VaMs.102, 129 nucleotides long. RefSeq lists its product as hypothetical. The record is from RefSeq and is a predicted model, not a curated record. The transcript has 2 exons. Lineage: Eukaryota; Fungi; Ascomycota; Sordariomycetes; Glomerellales; Plectosphaerellaceae. The coding region runs from base 1 to 129 and encodes 42 amino acids.